Suillus discolor is the source of this 756-nucleotide messenger RNA. RefSeq lists its product as uncharacterized. The record is from RefSeq and is a predicted model, not a curated record. NCBI's taxonomy places the organism in Eukaryota, Fungi, Basidiomycota, Agaricomycetes, Boletales, Suillaceae. The transcript is spliced from 2 exons. The coding region runs from base 250 to 750 and encodes 166 amino acids.
GCCGCCGCGCAUGGCUGUUGAGAGAUCUAAAUCUAUAACAGGUAGAGCCAAGUUCACAAGGCUCGAAUGGCAGGCGAUAACAAUUACACUUUGCAUCUGAUAUGCAAUUCAUUUCCGGUAAGACUUGACUUGCGAAUUGGUCCCGUCAACGAGGCAGCUCAUUAGAAGCAAAAUCCUGGUUGGAUUAGCGUAACACUGCGCCUGCCAGAGGCGCCAUGGGCACGGAGCGCAUGAUAAAAAGGGCUUGGUAUGAUGUUCCAUUUUGUGAUCAAUUUCCAAACUCUCGCAAAGGAUAACAAGGGUUCUCCUGCUUCCGUACUAUUUUACCUGUCCCCUAGAGUCAUACAUUCAUCCAGGUCAACACGACAAGACAUGUCGUCCUCAUGGUCAGUACAGGCCCCUGGUCAAUAUUCAACAAGACUACUAGUCCGGCAGUCAUAUCUCGAGUGCCUCGACCGCCUCUACAGGUUAGAGCGUCGCGUGCACGAGGAAAUCCAGGAGGUUCACACCUUCAUGGAUCUCCUUGACAACUACCAGUCAGAUGCCACAAUGGAGGAUUCGGACGGAUGUGAUAGCACCAUCGACUUCCAAGCUGGACUCGAUAGCCUCGAUGCUAUUCUACCGUCUGAAUCUUUGCACGACCCCUGCUUCGUGCUACAGCCUGCAUCGCACGAAGCAUCGUUCGGGGUCAUGGAAUUGUUAACAGAGAGUACAGAGAGUAAGUUGCUGUAUAUGCAGUUUUUCCUUUGAAUGCUU